Messenger RNA from Pteronotus mesoamericanus, 2144 nucleotides. RefSeq names its product SHOX homeobox (gene SHOX). The transcript is spliced from 5 exons. The coding region runs from base 123 to 1022 and encodes 299 amino acids. Gene Ontology annotation, cellular component: nucleus. NCBI's taxonomy places the organism in Eukaryota, Metazoa, Chordata, Mammalia, Chiroptera, Mormoopidae. Gene Ontology annotation, molecular function: DNA-binding transcription factor activity, RNA polymerase II-specific; sequence-specific double-stranded DNA binding. Gene Ontology annotation, biological process: regulation of transcription by RNA polymerase II. The record is from RefSeq and is a predicted model, not a curated record.
AACGGCAGGAGGGACCUACCCUCACACAGCCCGACCUCUCCGCGCGCGGAGGCGUGCGGACCGCAGCCCAGCUCCCAGCCAGCCCCGCCGAGCCCCGCGGACCCCCGCAGCCUCGGGCAGCCAUGGAGGAGCUGACGGCUUUUGUAUCCAAAUCCUUUGACCAGAAAACCAAGGAGGGCGGCGGCGGCGGCGGUGGCGGCGGCGGCGGCGGCGGCGGAGGCGGCGGGAAGAAGGAUUCGAUCACGUACCGGGAAGUUUUGGAGAGCGGACUGGCGCGCUCCCGGGAGCUGGGGAGCUCGGAAUCGAGUCUGCAGGACAUUACGGAGGGCAGCGGUCACUGUCCAGUGCAUUUGUUUAAGGACCACGUGGACAACGACAAGGACAAACUGAAAGAGUUCGGCACGAGCAGGGCUUCGGAAGGUAUCUACGAGUGCAAGGAGAAGCGCGAGGACGUCAAGUCCGAGGACGAGGACGGGCAGACGAAGCUGAAACAGAGGCGCAGCCGCACCAACUUCACGUUGGAGCAACUGAACGAGCUGGAGCGGCUCUUCGACGAGACGCACUACCCCGACGCCUUCAUGCGCGAGGAGCUCAGCCAGCGCCUGGGGCUCUCGGAGGCGCGCGUGCAGGUCUGGUUCCAGAACCGGAGAGCCAAGUGCCGCAAGCAAGAGAACCAGAUGCAUAAAGGCGUCAUCCUGGGCACGGCCAGCCACCUGGACGCCUGCAGGGUGGCGCCCUACGUGAACAUGGGCGCCCUGCGGAUGCCUUUCCAACAGGUCCAGGCGCAGCUGCAGCUGGAAGGCGUGGCGCACGCGCACCCGCACCUGCACCCGCACCUGGCGGCGCACGCGCCCUACCUGAUGUUCCCGCCGCCGCCCUUCGGGUUGCCCAUCGCGUCGCUGGCCGAGUCGGCGUCGGCCGCUGCCGUCGUGGCCGCCGCGGCCAAGAGCAACAGUAAAAACUCCAGCAUCGCCGACCUGCGGCUGAAGGCGCGCAAACACGCUGAAGCCUUGGGGCUCUGACCCCGCGGCCGCGCGGCCCUGCUCCCGCCCCGGCCCCGCGACCCCGCCCGCGCUGCGCCCUGCACGCGAUCCCUUCGCGCCCCCCCCCCCCGCGCGGCCCCACGGACGCCUGGACUCCCCGCAGCGAGGGCGCGGGACCUGGCGCAGAGGCGGGGGCCUCGCCCUGAAUAGCCCGGGGGCCCGCGUUUGGCCGGGGCUCGGUGGCCUCUCUCCACCGGAACGCACGACCCCGCUGGACCUUGGCAGAGACUGCGCAGGAGAGCGAGCAGGUGAUGUGAGGCCACCACCCCAGCCCCCGCCGAUGUGGAGCUCCCGCGCGCUGCUCUCCUGCUCUACCCCCUGCAUGCGGCCUCGUCCAGCCUUUCCAAGAUCUUCCAGUCCGUUACCCAAAAAGCCCGGGGCUGGUCUCCACCGAGGACGCCAGGUCUUGGUCUCCAGCAGCGGCGUUCACGGCCACGAACUCCUGUCCUCCGAUGCGUGCGGGACCCGUGUGGAUUUGUGUGGACGGUCCCAGCCCAGGCCGGGGUCUGCUCACCGCCCGCCCCUGCCCUGAAGGCAGCAAUAACAAAACGCAUCUGGGACCUCGCCCGGGUGUCCAGGUGGGGGCUGUGCUGGGGACCCGCAUGGUGAGCCUAGUCUUCCUGUUCCGGUCGGGUCCCCAAGCGCCGAGCUGAGGAUUCCACGUGCCAUAGAAGAGGCGACUUUCUAAGUCUCCCCCCAAGGGACAUCCUUUGCUGUCGUACUGAGUUCAGAAUCCCAGGACUUGCGGAGAGACGGCCCCCCACCCCCCGCCCCGGGGUGCCGGGCACGGACGAGGCGGUACUGACUUGAGGGAAAUGCAGUUACAUGCAGUGAAGUGCAAUACUGUAAAUACGAUAGAGUUUAAAAGAAACGAGCCGUGCACUCUUGACCGGUCAGCUUCGGACGCGGAGGGGCGCCGGCUCCGCUGCCCACCGUGGGCCUGGCCGGCUGGGGCCCUCCCCGGAACGACAGGCUGCAGGGGGCUCCGGGGCAACGCCACCGGCGGGGUCGGGCCAGUAUGUGACGCAGGUGGCAGAGCUGUUUCCCGAGUGGGAAGGGCACCGAGCGGCCUGGUGGGCAGUGAGGGGUAAGGUGCCCCGU